Trichomycterus rosablanca is the source of this 2761-nucleotide messenger RNA. It is a transcript of the gene ptpn11a, whose product is annotated as protein tyrosine phosphatase non-receptor type 11a. The record is from RefSeq and is a predicted model, not a curated record. Gene Ontology annotation, molecular function: non-membrane spanning protein tyrosine phosphatase activity; receptor tyrosine kinase binding; cell adhesion molecule binding. Gene Ontology annotation, biological process: protein dephosphorylation; positive regulation of ERK1 and ERK2 cascade. The transcript is spliced from 16 exons. The coding region runs from base 182 to 1951 and encodes 589 amino acids. Lineage: Eukaryota; Metazoa; Chordata; Actinopteri; Siluriformes; Trichomycteridae. Gene Ontology annotation, cellular component: cytoplasm.
GUUCCGCUCAUUCCUCCCGCAAAUGUUCGUUUAUCUGAACCGGAUUGUGCAGCCGUUUUCCUUAUGACGGAUUUUGUCCGGUAUAAGCAGUGGCUUCGGAAAUAUCAGUGCAGACGCUCGACGUUGAAGUAAACAAGGUUGAAGAAAGUAUCCGGAGUGAGGAAACAAGGCAGGGAGGAGGAUGACAUCUCGGAGGUGGUUCCACCCCAACAUCACUGGCGUGGAGGCUGAGAACCUUCUGCUUACAAGAGGAGUGGACGGAAGCUUCCUGGCCCGACCAAGCAAAAGCAACCCAGGCGAUUUCACUUUAUCCGUCAGGCGAAAUGGAGCGGUCACCCACAUUAAGAUCCAGAAUACGGGGGACUACUAUGACCUGUACGGAGGAGAGAAAUUUGCCACUUUGGCUGAGCUGGUGCAGUAUUACAUGGAACACCAUGGGCAGCUGAAGGAGAAGAACGGAGAUGUGAUCGAGCUGAAGUAUCCGCUUAACUGUGCUGACCCUACCUCAGAGAGGUGGUUUCACGGGCACCUUUCCGGUCGGGAAGCAGAGAAGCUGCUGACUGAAAAAGGCAAGAACGGCAGCUUCUUGGUGAGAGAGAGCCAGAGUCAUCCUGGAGAUUUCGUGCUCUCUGUACGGACCGGCGACGAUAAAACGGACAGCACCGACAGCAAACCCAAAGUCACCCAUGUCAUGAUUCGUUGCCAGCCUGAUAGUAAGUAUGAUGUUGGUGGAGGAGAGAAGUUCGACUCCCUGACAGACCUGGUGGAACACUACAAGAAGAAUCCCAUGGUGGAAACGCUGGGCACUGUUCUUCAGCUCAAACAGCCUCUUAACACAACACGCAUUAACGCAGCCGAGAUCGAGAGCAGAGUACGAGAGCUCAGCAAGCCGACUGAAGCCACUGAUAAAGUCAAACAGGGCUUCUGGGAAGAGUUCGAGACGCUUCAACAGCAGGAGUGCAAGCUGCUGUACAGCCGUAAAGAAGGCCAGCGCGUCGAGAACAAGAACAAGAACAGAUACAAAAACAUCCUUCCCUUCGAUCAUACGCGAGUAGUUCUCAAAGACGGAGACGCGAACGAGCAGGGCUCCGACUACAUCAACGCUAACAUCAUCAAGCCGGACAACAAUGCCAGGUUAAAGAAAAGCUACAUCGCAACACAGGGCUGCCUGCAGAACACAAUAAGCGAUUUUUGGAGGAUGGUGUUUCAGGAAAACUCCCUUGUCAUCGUGAUGACAACUAAAGAAGUUGAGAGGAGCAAGAGUAAGUGCGUAAAGUACUGGCCGGAUGUCUCAGCGCUGAAAGAAUACGGAGCGAUGCGUGUGCGCAACGUCAAAGAAACAUCAGCACAUGAUUACAUCCUACGAGAGCUGAAGCUUUCCAAAGUUGGACAGGCAAACACAGAGCGCACCGUAUGGCAGUACCAUUUUCGUGCCUGGCCUGAUCAUGGCGUGCCCUCUGACCCCGGCGGUGUGUUGGACUUCCUGGAAGAAGUCAAACUGAAGCAGGAGAGUAUUCCAGAGGCAGGACCUGUCGUGGUACACUGCAGUGCUGGGAUUGGACGAACAGGAACGUUCAUUGUGAUUGACAUCUUAAUAGACAUCAUCAGAGAAAAAGGAGUGGACUGUGAUAUUGAUGUGCCUAAGUCCAUCCAGAUGGUACGUUCACAGCGCUCGGGAAUGGUGCAGACGGAAGCACAGUACCGCUUUAUCUACAUGGCAGUUCAGCAUUAUAUCGAGACACUGCAGCGCCGCAUAGAGGAAGAGCAGAAAAGCAAAAUCAAAGGGCGGGAAUACACCAACAUCAAGUAUUCACUGUCAGAUCUGACCACAGGGGACCAGAGCCCUCUUCCUCCCUGCACACCUACGCCAACCUGUGUUGAUAUGCGGGAUGAAAGCUCCAGAGUCUAUGAGAAUGUGGGUUUGAUGCAGCAGCAGAAGAGUCACAGAUGAGGCUCUGACUCCAGCACUGUCCAGCUUUCAGCAACCAUUUUUUUGUUACCGCCAGCUGCACCAGAAUGCCUGAAAUGUGAUCAUCGCUACACAAAGAUGAAAAUCAUUGUAUGAAAAUGCUAAACAACUAAAGCAGAGACCAGUCUGUGAGGGCUCAAACUAGGGAAGGAGUAUAUUUAUUCAUCCUCCCUGCGAAGUAGCCUUUUCUCCCCCCUACGUUGAGAAACCACUGUGAACAUCAUGAAGCCUUACUCCUGAUGAUGGAGGCGGGAGAGAGCCCCUGCACAACACGAACUGAUCCGCUGUGGAGUUCUCCGCAAUCCAUUCAGGCUACAGUUAGCAAAAUGUAUAAAGAUUUUCCUGCUUUUCCUGUCUUGAUCAGAUCUUCAUGCAUCUUUUUCUUUAUUCUACGUUUUCUUUCUGUUUUUGCUUCUGUUCUGUUUUAAACCAAAGCAAGCUUAUGAUUAUCAAAGGAAAAAGGGCUGUGCUAGACACUCAGCCUCAACGUGUUAACCAUGUAUGUUUAUGGGAACAGUGCAUAAGGGACCCCUCUACACCCUUAAAGGAAUAUUCUUUCUCAAACCAGGGAUGCCUUGUAGUGCCCAGUGUGGAAUAUUUGUAUGAGUUCAUGUAUUUCCAUCCAGUCUGAAGUCUUGAUUCCUUUCACAGUGCAAUUCCAUGUUGAGAAAGAGAAAAUGAGGCUAAGCCAGUUUUCAGGAGAGACUUGAUAUGAAAGUUGUCGCCACUCAUUUAGCUCUUUGUCUCCAGACUUAAGGAAUUGUCCUGACUUGGAUGUUUCAAUAGUUUAAU